AUGGCGAUGUCUUCGAUCGACUACCGCGAGAAAAUCCCGAACAACGUCAACCUCACCGAGGACCGCGGGCUCCGGCGUGCGCUUGAACGCUGGCACCCCAACUAUCUCGACUGGUGGGCCGACACGGGCCCCGAGGGCUCGCAGGACUUCGACGUGUACCUGCGCACCGCGGUGAGCGUCGAUCCCAAGGGGUGGGCCCAGUUCGACCAUGUGAAGAUGCCCGACUACCGCUGGGGCAUCUUCCUCAAUAUCCCGGGCGACCCCGAUCGUCGGAUCCACUUCGGUGACCACAAGGGCGAGAAGGCCUGGCAUGAGUACUUUGGCCGCGACGGGCGCGACGAGGGAGAGGCCCUGCUCGAACGCCGCGCCGGCGACGACGACAAUCCGCGCAUCCUGAGCGCGUUCAACGAGAAGACGCCCGACUGGCUGUCGCUCUUCAUGUUCACCUACUUCACCGAUCGCGACGGCAAGUUUCAGCUCUGCGCGCUGGCCGAGAGCGGCUUCGAUCCGCUGGCCCGCACCACGAAGUUCAUGCUCACCGAGGAGGCGCACCACAUGUUCGUCGGAGAAACCGGCGUCUCGCGCGUGGUUCAGCGUACCUGCCAGGUGAUGAACGAACUGAAGACCGACGAUCCGGAGAAGCUUCGUGCGGCCGGCGUCAUCGACCUCGAGACCGUUCAGCGUUACAUCAAUUUCCACUACAGCGUGACCAUCGAUCUGUUCGGCGCCGAAGAGUCGAGCAACGCGGCCACGUUCUACAGCUCCGGGCUCAAGGGACGCUUCGGCGAGGGCAAGCGAGACGACGACCACGUGCUGAAGGACGGCACCUACAAGGUGCUGCACCUCGUGAACGGCGCGCUCCGCGAGGUCGAGGUCCCGAUGCUCAACGCCCUCAACGAGGUGCUUCGCGACGACUACAUCACCGACUCGCAGGGCGGGAUCAGCCGCUGGAACAAGGUGAUCGCGAAGGCGGGGAUUGCGUUCCGGCUGCAGCUCCCUCACAAGGCGUUUCACCGGCGCAUCGGGUCCCUCGCGGGCGUCAAGGCCUCGCCCGAGGGUCGCGUGAGUCGCGAUGAGGAGUGGCAUGCCCGAGUCGGCGAGUGGCUGCCCACGGACGAGGACCGCGGGUUCGUCGCGAGCCUGAUGGGCCGCGUCGUCGAGCCCGGCAAGUUCGCCAACUGGAUCGCGCCGCCGGUGAUUGGCGUCAACCGCCAGCCGGUGAAUUUCGAGUACGUGCGUCUUGGCUGA
Molecule: messenger RNA, 1248 nt
Organism: Geodia barretti
Lineage: Eukaryota; Metazoa; Porifera; Demospongiae; Tetractinellida; Geodiidae
Source: the annotation of a GenBank genome assembly